CCGCAAGGCUUUCUCAUCGACAAGCUCUUCGCGUCGCAGCAGUGGCAGCAACACGGAAUACUGCGAGGCAUACACAAUGAGCCAUGGCACUGGCACUGGCACGAAUAUCGAUGCUGCUCCUGCUGCUGUUGGUGGUUUGGGCACGCCCACAGCGACACCGGUUACGGAUUUCUAUACGGAUGCAACGGUGCUCAUUACGGGUGGCACGGGUUUUGUGGGCAAAGUGCUAACCGAGAAAUUGUUGCGCGCCUUUGGUUUGCGUAAAAUUUACAUGCUGAUACGCAGCAAGGACAACAUGAGCGUGCAGGAGCGUUUGCAGGGAUUCCUCAAUGAAUCGAUAUUCAGUACAAUGCGCGUGGAGCGACCGGAGCUGUUGGAGAAGGUACAUCCGAUACGCGCUGAUUACAGUGCCAUCGACCUGGACAUUGAUGCCGCCGACCGUGCAAUGCUCUCGUCUGAGGUCCAAAUUGUCUUCAAUGUUGUCGCCUCGGUAAAAUUCAAUGAGAAACUAAGCGAUGCUAUUGACAUUAAUGUCCUGGGCACCAAGAAGAUACUCGAUUUGGCUAUGCAAAUGAAGCAGUUGAAGUCAUUCGUGCACAUUUCGACACUGUACUGCAACUGCAAUCGCAAAUUUAUCAAGGAACAAGUGUAUGAGAAUGAAAUUGGCUACGAAAAAAUCAUGCAGAUCUAUCGCACCUUCGAUGAUGAAACGCUGGAGAAGCUGCGUCAUUGCCUAAUUGGCCAAAUGCCAAAUACGUAUACGAUGACCAAGAAAUGCGCUGAAAAUCUGGUCAAUCAUCGAGCUUUUCAUAUGCCCGCGGGCAUAUUUCGGCCGCCCAUCGUAAUGUCAACGUACAAGGAUCCAUUUCCCGGCUGGACUGAUAAUUUGUACGGGCCAUCAGGUUUAUGCACUUGGUCAGCCCGGGGACUCGUACGUUGCAUUUACGGCACAGCUAGCUGCAAGUCAAAUAUGGCGCCCGCCGAUUAUGUGGUGAAUGCAAUGAUAGCAUCCGCCUGGGAUAUUGCCAGAAGAUUUGAACAGAGUGAAAAUCAACUAGAUGGCAAAUCAGAGCUACCCGUUUACAACUACGUAUCCGAUGUGAACAAUAUUACCUGGGGCCAGUACAUGCACCUGUCGCGUCAGGGCUUUCACGAGCCAUUCGACAAGUCGCUUUGGUGCUUCUCGUACGUUAUAAUACCAUCGAAGCCUCUGCAUUGUGCAAUUGCAUUUUUCUUGCACAAUAUCCCAGCUUAUAUUUUAGAUUUAAUUGCCAUGGCCACCGGACAAAAGCGCAUCUACGUGAAGGCAUAUCGGAAAAUCUCGCGCAUAAUCAAUAUGAUGGCCUGGUUCGGGCUCAAGGAAUGGAAGUUUGCGCAUCGCAACAUUGACGAAUUGAACGAGCGUCUGCCCGUUGGGGAGCGUGAGAAGCUGCAGUUCAACAUAGCAACGAUUAAUUGGAGUGAAUAUUUUCGCUCGUAUCUGAGCGGCAUCAGGCGCUACUUCUUUAAGGAUAACGCUAACGAUAAUAAAUUACAGCAGCGCAAAACUAUUUAUCGCAGAAUGCUGGUGCUGCACACGCUGCUGAAGACGACAUUUGGUCUUUCAUUAAUUAUGUGCAUUCUGCGCAUUUAUCUCAGAAUUUUCAAAAUUAUGCCAAGGAUUGCGCUGUAAAAGGCGACCCGGUGCCAUUAUAAAUUAUAAU
Molecule: messenger RNA, 1703 nt
Organism: Drosophila montana
Lineage: Eukaryota; Metazoa; Arthropoda; Insecta; Diptera; Drosophilidae
Product: fatty acyl-CoA reductase wat
Exons: 10
Coding region: 77-1672 (531 amino acids)
Biological process (GO): long-chain fatty-acyl-CoA metabolic process
Cellular component (GO): peroxisome
Molecular function (GO): alcohol-forming very long-chain fatty acyl-CoA reductase (NADP+) activity
Source: RefSeq, a predicted model, not a curated record